Gopherus flavomarginatus (Mexican gopher tortoise) is the source of this 1369-nucleotide messenger RNA. It is a transcript of the gene TRPT1, whose product is annotated as tRNA phosphotransferase 1. Bases 562 to 1278 code for a protein of 238 amino acids. NCBI's taxonomy places the organism in Eukaryota, Metazoa, Chordata, Testudines, Testudinidae. Gene Ontology annotation, biological process: tRNA splicing, via endonucleolytic cleavage and ligation. Gene Ontology annotation, molecular function: tRNA 2'-phosphotransferase activity. The record is from RefSeq and is a predicted model, not a curated record. The transcript is spliced from 7 exons.
UGGAAGACUACAACUCCCAGAGGCCUUUGCGGCCCUAAAGUGGGCCUCCUGGCCACGUACUUGUCCAUGAUGCCUGGUGGGUGGGGCUGGAGCCCUGGAGCCCAGUUUGCAGCUGUGGUUGCUGGGGGACUAGCAGUCUGGUCUGGGACUGGGUAACUGCCCCCAGGCAAGGGGGUGCUGAGAAAGAGGAGGAGGGGAGCGAGGGCGCUGGAGAGUCGGAUUGCUGGUGGGAGGAGGGGGCGGGAGAGUGGGAUUGGUGGGGGGAGGGGACUCGGGGGGAGGAGAGUGGGAUUAGUGAGGGGAGGGGACAAGGCUCUGGGAGAGGGGGCAGGAGAGUGGAAUUGGUGGGGAGACGGGGCAGGAGAGUGGGAUUGGUGGGGGGAGGGGACUCUGGGGGAGGGGGCAGGAGAGUGGGAUUAGUGAGGGGAGGGGCCGCUCUGGGGGAGGGGGCAGGAGAGCGGGAUUGGUGGGAGGGGAUUCCGGGAACAGGGUAACUGCCUGGGGCCAUUCUAGGGAGUCUGAGGCUGUAGAGAGCGCAGGAGCAGAGUAGGAGUGACUAGCAUGGAUCCAAGGGGGGCAGAAUCUCAGCAGCCCCUCCCCAGGGCUCCUGGGAGAGGGAGUCGGAAGUCUGGGAGUCGAAAGAGGCACCAGGACCAGAACCCAGAUGUCCGUCUGUCCAAAGCCUUGUCCUAUGUUUUGCGUCAUGGAGCAGCCCAGCUGGGGCUGGAGAUGGGUGCUGAUGGGUUCGUAGACGUGGCUGCCCUGCUGAGCCUGCCCCGCUUUGGGGGUGUCUCUGUGGCCGAUGUGCGACACGUUGUGGAGACUAAUGAGAAGUGCCGCUUUGCCCUGCGCCCCCACCCUAGUGACGGGCACUUGCAGAUCCGCGCCAACCAGGGGCACUCACUGCAGCAGGUAUCAGAGCUAGAGCUGAUCCCACUGCUGGAGCCCACAGCCCUACCCCAGACCAUGGCCCAUGGCACUUACUUACGGCACUGGCCAGCCAUCUGCCGAGGGGGCCUUUCCCGCAUGGGGCGCAACCAUAUCCACCUAGCACCUGGGCUGCCUGGAGAUGGACAUGUCCUCAGCGGGAUGAGGCAGGACUGUGAUGUUGCUAUAGUGAUUGAUGGGCCCCAGGCACUGGCAGAUGGGAUCCAGUUCUAUCGCUCAGCUAAUGGUGUCAUCCUCACACCAGGUGAUGCUGAAGGUCUCCUGCCUCCCCGGUACUUCCAGAGAGUCCUGCAGUUCCGGCCUGACCGGCGUCUGCUACCCCUCGAGUGAUCCACACAGGGCCGAGCCAGCUCCAGGGCCAUGACAUGGAGGAGAAUCAGGGCGGGAGAGAGCAGUGUAAAAUAACAUCCCUAUUGUUCCA